Molecule: messenger RNA, 2147 nt
Organism: Leptomonas pyrrhocoris
Lineage: Eukaryota; Euglenozoa; Kinetoplastea; Trypanosomatida; Trypanosomatidae
Exons: 1
Coding region: 138-2147 (669 amino acids)
Source: RefSeq, a predicted model, not a curated record
AGCGAUUAGUUUCGAAGAGGACUUUUCCACCGCACGCAUUGCAUUUGUUUUGCACGCGUUUCUUCUCUUCAAUUCUCUUCUUUUGUUUUUGUAUCCCGUGGAAGCUUACCGCUUCCCUCCGCGUUAAGAAAGGAAAGAUGGUCAAGGUGAAGGCUUCCAAGUCGAAGCGCAUGUCUUCGAAACAGCGCCACAAGAUCGACCGCAAGAAGCGCGAACACAAACGCGACUUGAGGAAGGCAGCGAAGGCUCUACAGAAGUCUGGCAUGGCUCCCAAACGGAGCAAAAAGUCGCGCGACCUGGCGAAGCUCGCGCUGCAAGUGUCGAAUCGACACCCUGACAAGGAGCAAAUUUUGAACCACGUGCUGCAGGCUCGUGAGGCGGCUCGCGUGGUGAAGGCCGAGCGCAAAGCGCGCAAAGGCACGGAGCACGACGCGGACGACGCUGAGGAGGGCCAGACCGAGGCGGUCGAUGCCCGCUCCAGCAACCGUCGCCAGCUGUUGUACAUCUCCGUGAAGGACUCGAAUCAGUUUAGGGUGCAGUUCAACCGCGCUCUAACGGAACUCGUCUUUCCGGCGCCACGCGCAGCUAACGCUGAGACGCCGUCGCUGGAGCUGCCAUCCGUCGCGUACGUCGUGACGCUCGAUGCGCGCUUCGCCGUGCAGUCGAUGCCGUGGUCUCUGGCAGACGCCAUUGUGGAUCAGGCUGCUGCCUACACCGGCGGCCGCAAGGUGCUGCUGCUCUUCACCCUCACUAAGGUGGACCUCAUCUCGGCACCUGCCAUGGUCUCGCAGGUGGCCCUCCUGGCGCACGCGCUGCAGCAACGCUACCCCAACGGCCUCGGCGAUAAUCUGACGGCCACCAUCACCCCAUUCUCCGUGCACAGCGAGCGGGCACAGCGACAGUUUCUGCGAGUGCUGAACCAGUUCCGCCAAAACCCAGGCUGCUCGUGCAAGAAGAUGUCCUCAAACCUGACGGGCAAGAUUUGCGCCUUUGUCGUAGGGCUGCCCAACACAGGCCGCCGCACGCUGUCCCGCACGCUCUCCAGGGAGGCCAACGAGAGUAGCGUGAGCACCGUCCCUCUGCGCGCUGCGCAGCUGCAGCUCAUCCGCUCCGGCCUCUCUGCGGAGGAGACUGUGCACACCAAAUUUGCUUUGCCGAACGCGAAAAUGGUAACGCUCGUACAACUGCCAGAGGACGCUGGCAUGAUCAAGGAGCUGCGCACGCCGAUUGGCAGCGAUGUCCUUUUCCGCUCCUUGGCGUAUGUGGAGCGUGCCCCAGAGCCGGAGGCGAUGGGGUGUGUGCUCUUCGACGGCGUGGCUGACAAGGCUGCUCUCGCACAGGCCUUCUGUGUGCGGGCCGUGGCGGAGGCGGACGCAGGGGAGAAAAAUCCGCUCAAGGCCGCGGAGAAAUUCUUGCGCGAGCUGGGCCGCGCGGUGCGUCGCGACGGCGGCUUUCACGUGUCCCCGCUCUUCGCCUCCGACGCUGGAACGCUGGGCAAGGUGACAAGCAGCAACCUCUCCGGCCACGUCGGCUUCACGUCGAACCAGCAGCGGAGCCAGUCCACCCUCUUGGACGCCACCUACAGCAACGCCACUCCCAGCAAGCUUGUGCACAUCUCUACGGUGAUGAAGAAGGUGAAGGGAAAGAACAACAAGUACCAAAAAGUCUCCCGCGCCGACGCCAAGAACGCCCUUCGCCUCGGCGCACGCACGUUUCUGCGCGAGAUGUCGGAGAGCUGCCACGUGCCGUGGGCGGUGAUGCGGGCGGGUGGCGACGUGACUCUCACCCCUGCCCAGGUGGCCACCGCGUCGGCACUCUUCAGUCUGGCAGCCGCGGAGGGCAGGCGGAGAGCGGACACGGGCGAGAUGAGCGGCAAGGCGCACCUGGAUGCGUUGAUUGAGGUGCUCGCAUCCGCCGUGCGCGACAUUGCGGUUCUCAUGCCAAACGACGUGGUGGAGAUGACCCCGGAGUUUCUCGUUGCGCCGCAGUACAGCUUGGAGGCGGAAGAGGCAGCGGAGGAUGAAGAAGAGGAAGUGGAAAAGGAGGAGAGCCACGACGCUGGCAGUGAUGCCGAGGCGGUUGAAAUGGAGGAGGAGGAAGAGGGCAGCGAAGAAGUCGACCUCGGCGAUGACGAGGACGACGAGUGA